Messenger RNA from Homarus americanus (American lobster), 6980 nucleotides. RefSeq names its product ubiquitin carboxyl-terminal hydrolase 22-like (gene not). Bases 93 to 1574 code for a protein of 493 amino acids. Gene Ontology annotation, biological process: protein deubiquitination. Lineage: Eukaryota; Metazoa; Arthropoda; Malacostraca; Decapoda; Nephropidae. The record is from RefSeq and is a predicted model, not a curated record. Gene Ontology annotation, molecular function: zinc ion binding; cysteine-type deubiquitinase activity. The transcript has 11 exons.
CAGUGGCAGCGUGGGGGUGAAGGCAGGCUGGCAGCGGCGCUCAUCUCCUCUAUAUUGUGAACAAACGCCAAAUGGGAGUGGAUCAGUGAACUAUGAGUAUGGAAGGAUGUGUUCAUCUUUCCGAGUUCAAGUCGUCGAAAGGAACGCAGCCAUUCCGGUUGAUCUACAGCUUCUUCGUGUUUUGUACCAGUAAGGCGGCGCGGCUUCAGAAGGCAAAAUGGUGCGUGUGUUCAGUGUGUGGUACUCACAGCCCAAGACUCCAUGCCUGCUUACACUGUGUCCAUUUUGCUUGCUACCAGGGCCAUAUACAAGACCACUCAGCCUCUAUGCAACACAAUCUAGUUGUGGACGUAGAACAAGGUCAAGUUUUGUGUGUGGCGUGCGGUGAUUACGUUUAUGACACGGAUGUUGGCCGCAUCGCUCAGGCGUGUAGGGAAAAGUCGCGGAGAUCGCUGGGCUUGGACACAGAAUACCGGGCGUGGGAGCCUGACCAGGUGGAGAUGACCCUUCUUCAGGCUAAUCCUAAAAGACGGAGACCUACUGCAAAUUCUACCAUAGGACUUCGUGGUUUAAUUAAUCUAGGCAACACGUGCUUCAUGAGCUGCAUCAUCCAGGCACUGACGCACACACCGCUGCUUAGAGAUUACUUCCUCUCGGACAAGCACGUGUGUCAGUUCAAUAAUGAUUCCACACGUUGCUUGGUCUGUGAAAUCUCCAGGCUCUUCCAGGAGUUUUACAGUGGGAACAAGGCCCCUCUGAUUCUCCACAAACUACUUCACCUUAUAUGGACUCAUGCCAGGCACUUGGCCGGGUACGAGCAGCAAGACGCUCACGAGUUCUUUAUCGCAGCCCUCGACGUACUACACCGUCACUGCCAGGGCAACCCUCCCUCCAAUGGAGAUUCCACACACACAUGUUCCUGUAUUAUAGACCAAAUUUUUACCGGUGGACUCCAGUCUGACGUUGUAUGUCAGGCAUGCAACGGAGUCUCAACUACCAUAGAUCCUUUUUGGGAUAUUUCACUGGACUUGGGGCCAUGUCCCUAUGGCACCAGCAAAGCAGAUAAGACAGUCCCCACUUCUCUUGCCGACUGUUUAGACCGAUUUACACGGCCUGAGCAUUUAGGCAGUAGUGCAAAGAUAAAAUGCAGUGGGUGUCAAAGCUAUCAAGAAUCCACCAAACAACUCACCAUGAAAAAACUUCCUAUUGUGUGUAGCUUUCACCUUAAGAGAUUCGAACAUAGCAACAGAUUACACAAGAAAAUCUCAACGUUCAUUUCCUUUCCGGAACAUUUGGACAUGACUCCAUUUAUGUCUAACAGAAGGAACAAUAAUAACAACCACAAUGGUGUUACAACACAUCCAACUGAUAUUAAUAAUAGGUAUUCUCUAUUUGCGGUAGUUAACCACGUAGGCAGCCUAGAUGCUGGUCACUACACAGCGUAUGUGCGUCAACACCGCGACCAGUGGUACAAAUGUGAUGAUCACAUGAUCACUCGAGCCACCAUCCAGGAUGUGCUACAGAGUGAAGGAUACCUCCUUUUUUAUCACAAGCAAAUUUUAGAAUAUGAUUGAAAAAUUCUUCAACUAAUCCACUGGAUUUAAUAAACCUCAACAUGGGUAAUCUCAGCUGACUUGUGAAAGUCUUCAUUGUCAACCUGCCGCCUCGGACUGAAGUGCAGGGAAUAUGUUUCAUGGUGACAGCUAACAGCUCCCGGUCAAUCUGCAAGUCUGAAUACAAACACUCGAAUGAAGUUUAUGAAAAGGCACCUCAAAGGCAAGGAGUACUUUACAUUGAAGACUCAAUGUAAACCAAGAAAAGGGGAUUUUUUUUUAUAUAUGACACGAGCUGUAUAGGUGAUGGAGAUUGGAGAACGCAUUUUGUACGAGCCUUUUUUUUCCCAGUUUGUGCUGUACUUGCAGAGAGAGACCAAAGACUCCUAGCUUCUGAAGAUAAUCAGGGUGUCACAGUGUUUACGUUUUAUUUUAUAACAGGGAUUUUCACCAAGAUAUGGUGAUGAUUUCUAUCUUGGUUUGUGUCUUCCAUGACUUAACAGAAGGUAAAGGUGUAAAUUGGAUCUAGUCCUCGGUACAUAAAUGUUCCAUUCUGGUUCUGGAAUGUAAAUGCAAAAGGUUAUCAGGUAUUUUGAGCUUCUUAUGGUGAUAGUAAUAGUAACUUGUUUUCAUCCUAGAUUGAAAAUAAGACCCAAGACUACGGUGUGGAGGGUAGGUACGGUGACCUCACAAGAAAGGACCAUCUCCCGGCGACCACUGUUGCCGUGCUAAGUGUAUACCGUCGAUGUGUAGCCGUGAAGUGGGCGUUGGCGCGCUGAUCUAAACAUCAAUCUAGGCAGAACGGAUCAAUAACUAUUUAGCUUGGUCAGGCAACUUAGCGGGAUGGGGACACGAGCUUCCCUUAUCUCUCGUGGAUCAGGAGCUACUGAAAGGCUAAUCUUGAUGUGGAGGAAAGCUGCUGUUAGACUAAGACUGCUGAAUUUGCUAUUUUUUCAUGGAGAAACUUUAUUUAUGCUACUCUCUCUCUUGUAAUAAAAAAAAUCUGCAGACAUGGUACAUUUGAUUGUAAAAGCCAUUGAAUAAGUUUGGUUUUGCCUCUGAUGGUAAGAAUAUUUUAUACACUUCAAACAGUAUUAUGGGCAUUUUGUGUGUACAGUUUAUUUGUCAUGUCCAUGUCAAAAGUAUAUUCUUAAUAUUUGUGUUGAAAGACUACUCAAAACUACAGGUAUUAAAAGCCAAAGUAUGAAAAAUUGAGGCCAUAUUACACUGCUAUAUUUCUUCCAGUCUUGUGUACAACUUGGAAUAUAACACAAAGGAAUAAUAUAAUGAAUGUUUUGGAUAAGCAUUUGAUAUGGUAUUACUGUAUUAGAAGGAUAUUAGUAGCAUUUUCACGGCUCCCAAGUGUAAUAAACCAAGACUAAACCAAUCCAUCUCGUUUGAAAAUUUAGUUGCACAAAAGAUGCGUAGUAAAUAUGGCCUUGCAAUACGGCCUUCAGGAUGUCUCACGAGUUACAACAAGGUGCUCGAACAAUGGCCUCCAUGUUAAAUGUUCAGCGUUCACGUGGCGCUGACGUUGUCCCACCCCUAGAGGCCAUACGCGAUGUACUGAUAGCAGUUGUGAGAGAUCAUUUGUGUGUAAAUGUUGUCAGGCAUACUAUUCGUUUCUUUGUUGCCAGUGAUUUGGAAAUUUGACAAUGAUGUAUAUGUGGCAAGUAUUGCAGUCGAGUAAUUAUGCAGGUACUGUACUUUUUCAGUCGGCCAAUUCUAUUUAGUUUUAUCUUGCCGACAACGGAUCCUGCGAAGUAACUUAGGGAACCUGCCGGCAUCAUUGCGUGCAAUCCUCUAGAACUGUAAGUAGGCUUUUGUACUCUUUUGUAAAUGCCUAUGGUUAGAUAGUUAUUUUUAUUCUAAUACCUUUUGCACAGGACAGAUUUCAGACUGUUAGGUGCUUUGUCACACAAUUAGCUCUUAACGUGUGUCAAUCAAAUACGGUAAGUCAUGGCAUCAUAUUAUGCUCCAAGUGUAUGGAUGUGAUUACCUGUUCAUUAGAAAUAUCUCAUCUAAAUAUCCCCUCCAUUCACAAACUUCAUUGCCAUUAUUUUUUAAGUUUAAACAUUGAAUAGAAGUGACUUUGUCUUCUGGUAAUUUGUGCGAAGGUGUUGGUGAGGGAGACCCACAUAUAUUAAGUCUUUUCUGGUACUUUUUUGAGGAUAUUUAUCUUGGACCCUCUUAACGUAAGUUGUACGUAAAGUCUCUGGAGGAUUUGUCAAAUUUCUAUCAGUCCCGGGUGUGUCAAAUGUCACCACUCAUCUGCCUCUUAAAUGUAUAAUCAUUAUGAAAGCUUGUGUAUACUAGCCCCAGCACUCUCAGCAAUAAAAUUCCUCACUUGCUAUUGGUGGACUCGGUAGGACUAGCUGCUGAAUGGUAAGAGUUAGGGAUCAGCACCUGCCUGACUACCCUGCUACAGAACAGGAAAUAGCUUGCAGUAUAAAAAAAUAUUCCCCUGCAAACACUCAGGCUUAUAUCUUGUAUUUUAGAGUGCGACCUCGAUGACCUCGGAUGUGAUCUCAAUGGCUUUUAGGGUCAUUCUUCAAGAAACUAACAAAGUAUUUCUAUUCUCACUUGGGAUUUCCAAUUCAUUUAUUUAUAACAGAAGAAAACUUUUCUAACUUAAAAGUUAAAAUCACAAAUUUGCUGCAGCACCUUGUAGGGAAGUGUCUAGCAAUAGUGAAUGAAACAGGCAUAAGAAUCAUGGAAGAAGUUACCAAAUUAUUUAAGAUACUGUAGUUAAUUUUGCUCUGGAGUAAUGUAAUAAAUGUUACUGAAAUUCCGUGACCUUUGUACUCCAAUGUUAAAUAUAAUUAUGAGUUGUUAUAAUGCUAGACAUUAAUUAUCAUUAUUUUCUUCACUUUUAUUAGGCCUUUGUUGCUUUACUGCAUGGUGGCUGAGAACCAAGAGUAAACAGACUCCCUUCAUUCACUUACUGCUAUAACAAGGUCCUAGGGUAUCUACUUGCUCAACCAGUCACUUCUCACACUGACCUGAUCCCCAUCACAACUGGAAAUGCUGCCUUAGUUUCUUGUGAAAUGACACAAGGGUCAUCAAGUUCACACUCGGUAAUACAAAUAGUUACACCUCAGUGUUUUUGUGGUGACACUGUCAAGUCGGUAACGUUUUGGAUUUUUGGCUUUUAUUAGUGCAUAAUUUUCACUCAUGAACCCAGAGAUAAUUGAUGAUCUUUCAUCCACUUGAGAAAGUUGAUAAAUCUCUACAAAACUUCACUUACAUCUACAUAAAGUAAUAAGAAACAAGAAAAAUACCCAUAAUGAGGCACCAAAAAGUAUUUAUUAAUAUCUGGGUCACCCUGGUGUUGGUGUUGAGUACGUGUUGCUUGUGUGAAUGGUGUGUGUCCAACGUAAUGAUGUGUGUUGUGUGAAUGUAUAUGUAGCACGUAGAUGGAACUUGUAAUAUGUGACUCAUGGUAACUUUGAUGUUAAGAGUUGAGUUUCAUUGAAGCUGAAGAGGUGUUGAGGUAACAGGUAAAUUAUAGUACCGGUAUGUAAAAUUUAUGUAAAGAAAUUAAAUUUAUCAUUAUUAUACUUCACCACCAUUGUAUUGUGUGUAAUUAAAGGUAAAUUAAAGAAAAUUAUGAAUACUGUAUCAGUGUUGAGGAAACUAUUGACCAGAUAAAAAAAAAUAGAUUACAGACAGAGUAAUUAAAUCACUUGGUGCAGUUGAGUUAUUACACACUUAUAAAUUACUUUUUUUAUUGAUUCAAAUCAUUAUUAUGAGUUAGGUAUUGUAUGUCAGGUUAUUUGAGUACAAUACUCCCAAAAAAUAACAAAGUAUUAAUGAUAAGAUAAACUUACUUUCACUGCCAGUUUUUAUAAUUCUGUUUAAAGGUAUUACGUAUUUCAAAAUUCAUCAAGUAUUGAUUGAUGGAAUAGUUGCAUAAUAAUACACUAUAUUUUGUUGAUAAAAUUUGACAAUGAUCCACAUGUGUUCACUCAGCUCUUGGCACAUAAUAGUGUUAACCGGCCUGACCAACGGGGGGAGGGGGGGGGUGAAUUCUUACCUCUUCUUAUCACUCAUGGCUCUUCUCUCAUCCAGGGGGAUUCUCUUUGAGGUUGUAACACACAGCAUAGAGGACUCUAGGGUGCACCAGUCUUUGCAUACCUCCUUUACCCACUUUUAUCCUGAUAUCCCAACCCUUGUUCCUUCUGUGUUCCACCUGUCCCUUGUUCUCUCCCAUAUUUUUCCAUCCGUUCCUUGUUCCCUCUUCUGUAUUGUUUCCACUUGUCCCACCCACUCAGUCUCCCUCUACCCAGCACACCUUCCACAUAGCCUCUACUCUCCUCCUGCAUCUUCUACCACAUCCUUACCAUCUCAGUGAACCUCUCCAUGCAUUCCACCAUUCCACAGUUUAUCCUUAAAGAUGACAACAAAAUUAAUGUUUACCUCUGUAGCUCACUGCCCCCUCCGUAAGAUCUGAGUUCAUUGUGGCCUGUCUAGGGAAUUCACUGCUAAGAGGCUUUUGUUACACUACUGGAAUUUCUUUCUUUAGGACAACAUUUAUGAAAGUGAUAAUGGUAAAAACUUUUCCUUACUUUAGAUUUGUAUUAUAAUAAGUGAUUUAAAAGUGAUGUUUAAAAAGUAGUAUUUGGUCAAGUUCCAAUUUGGCCGUAGAGAGAUUGAUCUUGUACUGCCAGGGCGUUCUAAACCAUUAAAAAAAAGUGUUAUUUACAAUCUUAUUUAAUAUAUAAUUUGCAAGAUUUAAGCUAUCAUUAAAUAGUUUCAUUUAAAAAAUGCAUGAUGUAUAAUAAUGUAAGUGCAGAAAAUUUAUUUUGUGUACAGCGGGGGAGUUGUUUGUACAUAUAUUUCUUUGAUAUGUACGUAUUGUAUCUGUGACAUGUAACUGGAAUUACCCAAAGAAAAUUGUACAUUGUAGUGAUCUGUAGUGAAGUAAAUAUUCAGUCAUAUCAAUAUGUUUCUACAUGUUAUGGAAGUUUGGUUACUUUUGCGUCUUGCCAGAAAAAUGCUUUAUUUAUGUCCUUUACAUUUUUCUAUCGGAGCUUGACUAAUUGUUCCAGCUUGCAGAAAUGAGUUUGUGAAAGUAAUUCUCACUAGCAAAAAUUACAUAUCAUUUUUAAAGAUAAAAAUUGAGAAUGUCAAUGUGAGAGAUUACUUACUGCAUGCAGGUGAUAAUAGGGAAGUGAGCAUGAAUAAAUUAUUGUGUAGCUGUGGAUGGUGAGAGUGUGCUGAUACAAGUGGAUGAAACGGAUGGUUGAGUGCGUGCAAUAAAUGAAUACGUGUAGAAAGCUUCUGAUCUGGUUGUGAGUGACUAGAACGAGUGCAGCCUUAGCUUGUACUACCACCACGUGACCAGCCACUAUCUGUGAUAAACGGUGGGGCGCAGUGCCCGGCCCUCAUGUCAUGGCUCAGUCUCAAUAAAUUUAAGUCACAGUC